Messenger RNA from Zea mays, 1148 nucleotides. RefSeq names its product MADS1. Gene Ontology annotation, biological process: positive regulation of transcription by RNA polymerase II. Lineage: Eukaryota; Viridiplantae; Streptophyta; Magnoliopsida; Poales; Poaceae. Gene Ontology annotation, cellular component: nucleus. Gene Ontology annotation, molecular function: DNA-binding transcription factor activity; protein dimerization activity; RNA polymerase II transcription regulatory region sequence-specific DNA binding. The record is from RefSeq and is marked provisional.
GCGCCCUUUCCCUUCCUCCCCAGAUCCCCGUCCCCGUUUUCCACUUUUGCCUCCGCCCCAAUUCGGAUAACAAACCCCUCCGCCUCGUCGCGUCUCCUCCCAGCCGAGCCGAUCCGGUAGAGAGAGGGAGAGGGAGGGACUGAGGGAGGAGGAGCUGGGUUCCGGUCCCGGCCGCCCGGCCGGCUGCGCGAUUCGAUUGCAGCUCUCGUCCCCGGGCGGCGUCCAGGAUGGUGCGGGGCAAGACGCAGAUGAAGCGGAUAGAGAACCCGACCAGCCGCCAGGUCACCUUCUCCAAGCGCCGCAACGGCCUGCUCAAGAAGGCGUUCGAGCUCUCCGUCCUCUGCGACGCCGAGGUCGCCCUCGUCGUCUUCUCCCCGCGCGGCAAGCUCUACGAAUUCGCCAGCGGAAGUGCGCAGAAAACGAUUGAACGUUAUAGAACAUACACAAAGGAUAAUGUCAGCAACAAGACAGUGCAGCAGGAUAUUGAGCGAGUAAAAGCUGAUGCGGAUGGCCUGUCAAAGAGACUCGAAGCACUUGAAGCUUACAAAAGGAAACUUUUGGGUGAGAGGUUGGAAGACUGCUCCAUUGAAGAGCUGCACAGUUUGGAAGUCAAGCUUGAGAAGAGCCUGCAUUGCAUCAGGGGAAGAAAGACUGAGCUGCUGGAGGAGCAAGUCCGUAAGCUGAAGCAGAAGGAGAUGAGUCUGCGCAAGAGCAACGAAGAUUUGCGUGAAAAGUGCAAGAAGCAGCCGCCUGUGCCGAUGGCUUCGGCGCCGCCUCGUGCGCCGGCAGUCGACAACGUGGAGGACGGUCACCGGGAGCCGAAGGACGACGGGAUGGACGUGGAGACGGAGCUGUACAUAGGAUUGCCCGGCAGAGACUACCGCUCAAGCAAAGACAAGGCUGCAGUGGCGGUCAGGUCAGGCUAGCAGCUACCUCAGCCACGCACAGGCCCAAUCAACGCAAGCUAGCUAGCUGAGAAUAAUCUUUUAGAUCUCUGGUAGUGUGGAGAUCGAGAUGCAAGCCAAGCAAUGUGAUAUCGCGUUGUGUGUUACCAACCUGUCAGUCUGUGUAUCAUCCCGUCCCGUCCGUCAGAGUCUCAGAGAACGAACACUUCUUCUCCCUGUAGCUAGCUGCUCCUGCUUGUGUCC